CUUAUAUAAAAAAUAUAAAUAUAUAUUUGUGCUAUAUCUUUGAGAUAAUGUCUUAUGGGCAUCAUGAGAUUUAUGUUCGACGGGCAUGGAUGUAUCAGCAUAAAGAUUCAAAUGGAAUGGUGACGUCGGAGUUUGUUGAUGGACUAGAAGAAUUCUUGGAGAAUGGAAAUCAGAUGUCAUUGACGCAGUAAAGUGGUGAGAUACCUUGCCCAUGUCGAAAAUGCAAAAAUGGUAAACAUUUUUCUGUAAGAAUCGUCGGAAAGCAUUUAUAUAAUAGGGGAUUUAUACCAAAUUAUUAUGUAUGGUUUUGGCAUGGUGAGACAAAUAUGGUGAAUGCAUCGUCUAGUGGUACUAGUUUUCAGCAUGUAGAAGAACCUCAUAUAAAUUUUGAGCAUCAGUUUGAUUAUGAUCAUCAAAGUCAUACUAGGUUUCAUGAUAUGGUCCACGAUGCAUAUCAUGAGACAUCAACAUUAUCUGAUAACAUUGAAGAACCAAAUGUAGAUGCUCAACAAUUUUAUAAUAUGUUAGAUGCUGCAAAUCAACCACUCUACGAUGGAUGUAGAGAAGGAUUAUCUAGAUUAUCACUAGCAUCUAGGAUGAUGAACAUUAAAACAGAUAAUAACUUAUCUGAGGUUUGCAUGGAUUCAUGGGCUGAAUUGAUAAGCGAGAUUUUGCCAGAGGAUAAUUUAGCUGCUGAGUCAUAUUAUGAGAUACAAAAGUUGGUAUCAAGUCUUGGGUUGCCUUCAGAAAUGAUAGAUGUCUGCAUUGAUAAUUAUAUGAUAUUCUGGAAAAAUGAUGAUCAGUUGCAGGAAUGUCGAUUUUGUGGGAAGCCAAGAUAUAAGCCGAGUACAGGGCGAACAAAAGUCCCGUACCAUCGAAUGUGGUAUCUUCCAAUAACGGAUAGGCUUAAACGGCUUUAUCAUUCAGAGAGAACAUCCGCGUCAAUGAGAUGGCAUGCCGAACAUUCACGUAUAGAUGGAGAGGUCACACAUCCAUCAGAUGCAAAGGCUUGGCAACAUUUUAACACGCCUUUGAUCUAUGAGUUACAACAACUUUGGUAUACUGGAGUUAGUACAUUUGAUUACUCAGAGCAACAAAACUUUACAAUGCGUGCAGUACUGAUGUGGACAAUCAGUGAUUUUCCUGCGUAUGGAAUGCUAUCAGGUUGGACAACACAUGGCAGGUUAUCUUGUCCUUAUUGCAUGCAUCGGACGGAUGCGUUUCAACUUAAGCACGGUCGCAAGACAAGUUGGUUCGAUUGUCAUCGUCGGUUUCUUCCAGUAAGCCAUCCGUAUCGAAAGAACAAAAAGCUUUUUACGAAAAACAAAGUGAUCCGUGCACCUCCACCUGUAUAUUUCUCCGGGGAAUACUUGGCUGAGCAACUAGAUUAUUGGGGUGCUCAAGAAACGGCUAAAUGUGGGGGAAAUUGGCAUAUUCCCGCAAAUAUGCCAGAUGGAUAUCUGGUUGAUCACAAUUGGCAUAAGAAGAGCAUAUUUUGGCAACUCCCGUAUUGGAAGGAUCUUCUUUUGAGGCACAAUCUUGAUGUGAUGCAUAUCGAGAAAUUUUUUUUUGAUAACCUCAUGUAUACACUUUUGAACGUGCAGGGACGAAGUAAAGACAACUUAAAAACCAGAUUAGAUUUGCCUGAUAUAUGUUCACGACCUGAGUUGCAUCUUACAAGAGAUGGGAAGGUUCCAGUUCCAAUUUUCAGAUUAUUUGCGGUUGCAAAGUCAACACUUUUUGAGUGGGUUAAGUCGGAUGUUACAUUCCCAGAUGGUUAUGUUUCUAAACUUUCGAGAACUGCCGAGCAAGGGCAAAAGUUUUCAGGGAUGAAGAGUCAUGAUUUUCAUGUCUUUAUGCAACGUCUAUUGCCAUUUGCAAUGGCAGAGCUAUUACCUCGGAAUGUUCAUGAGGCAAUUGCAGGUAUUGGAACUUUUUUCCGUGAUCUUUGCACAAGGACUCUGACGGAAGAAGGAAUACAUCAACUAGAUAAUAACAUUGUGAUCUUGUUGUGCAACCUCGAGAAAAUAUUUCCUCCUUCCUUUUUUGACGUCAUGGAACAUCUACCCAUUCAUCUACCGCAUGAAGCAGCCCUUGGAGGUCCAGUUCAGUUUUGGUGGAUGUAUCCUUUUGAGCGAUUCAUGAAACAUCUCAAAGGAAAAGCUAAAAAUCUUGCCCGAGUUGAAGGCUCAAUUGUUGCGGGAAGUUUAACUGAAGAAACUUCUCAUUUCUCCUCCUACUACUUUGCUCCUACAGUUCGAACCCGGAAAAGAGCCCCACGACGUUAUGACGAUGGUGGUGUUGCACCAGUAUAUGCUGUUUCAGGUGUUCCUGAUAUAUUCGCCCAAAUUGGAAGGCUUAGUGGACAAAUAAAAGAAGUUUGGUGGUCAUCAGAUAAAGACAGGCGAAGUGCACAUACAUAUAUCCUUCUCAAUUGUGAUUACGUUCAACCAUUUGAGAGCAUUUUCGUUACACAAGUGAAAGAAACAUUUCCCGAUGUUUCUGAGAAGGAAAUAGAAAAGCUAAAAGACAGAGACUUUGCAGGAUGGUUAAAGCAAUAUGUACAUUAUGGGACGGAGAUAUAUCCUGUUUGGUUUCAUGAGUUGCUCCAAGGCCCUAUCACAAGGAUUACUACUGCGCCCAUGUACUUCACCCGUGGAUAUGUUUUUCAUGUGCAAGCUCACGGUCAGAACAAGGCAACAACAAACUAUGGUAUUUUAGUUAGUGGUGGAACGGAUUACUACGGAGUGCUGCAGGAAAUCAUAGAGGUACAAUAUCCAGGGCUGCUUAAUUUGAGAUGCAUAUUAUUCAAAUGUGACUGGUAUGAUCCUGUGAUCGGUCGAGGUGUGAGAACAAACAAUCUUGGCGUUGUUGAUGUCAAUGCAUCAAGAAGGUAUCAGAGAUUUGAACCUUUCAUUCUUGCUUCUCAAGCUCAACAAGUCAGUUUCAUUCCAUAUCCAAGAAUUCGGGAAACUGGGGUAUUAUGGUUAUUUGUCAUUAAAAUUGCACCUAGAGGACGUAUUAUUGGAGUCUCUGAUGAAAUACCAUUACAAAACACACAAGGGGAUAUUUAUGUUCCAGAACAUACAGUCGAGAACAUCAUACUUAUUGAUCAAAACAAUCGAGAAAUUGAAGAGGCUGGUGAUUACUCUGAAGUUGAAGAUGUAGACUCUGAUGAGUUUGAUGAGAACUCAGAAUAAAAUGAUAGUUCUGAUGAUGAAGAAUGUGAAACUUGAUAUGAUUGUAUUUAUCUUGUGGAUUAUGUUCAAUAAAGUUUGAAUUCUUGUUUUCUAUA
This is a messenger RNA of Arabidopsis lyrata subsp. lyrata, 3295 nucleotides long. RefSeq lists its product as uncharacterized. The record is from RefSeq and is a predicted model, not a curated record. Lineage: Eukaryota; Viridiplantae; Streptophyta; Magnoliopsida; Brassicales; Brassicaceae. Bases 327 to 3200 code for a protein of 957 amino acids. The transcript is spliced from 5 exons.